Messenger RNA from Symbiodinium natans, 436 nucleotides. The record is from the annotation of a GenBank genome assembly. NCBI's taxonomy places the organism in Eukaryota, Dinophyceae, Suessiales, Symbiodiniaceae.
AUGAUAUUCGCCUGGCAGUCGGUGAUCAUCAUGGAGGCUUGCGACAAAGAGCUCUUCGCGGCCCUGCCAUGCAGGACUGCUCUCGCGGAGUUCCGCCCAGCGCAAAUAACAAGCGACAUCAUGCGUGGACUGAGCUACCUGCAUGCUCUCAAAAUCCUUCACCGUGAUCUCAACCCCUGGAACAUCCUCCUCAAAAAUGUAGAAGGCGGGGUGGUGGCCAAAAUCUCUGACCUCGGCAUGGCCGUGCAGUGUCAGACGCAGCUGUUCGGCCGAGAGGGCAUCGACGAAAGCUCCUUUACGUCCGUAUUUUCAUCGCCAGAAUUUGGCACCUCUCGAGGAUAUGGCUUUCCGGCGGAUAUCUUCUCGGCGGGCAUGACACUAAUCACGAUUUGGUGUAUUGCCCAAGAUCAGGACGAAAUCAUUGAGGCAGUUGAAG